Molecule: messenger RNA, 1338 nt
Organism: Brugia pahangi
Lineage: Eukaryota; Metazoa; Nematoda; Chromadorea; Rhabditida; Onchocercidae
Source: the annotation of a GenBank genome assembly
AUGCCAGCAAUUGAAGAUGAAUCGAAUAGACAAAGCAGUCCAAGAAAUCAAUUUGCUUUUUGGAUAAUUGGUUUGUGCAACAAUUUUGCAUACGUAAUUAUGCUUAGUGCAGCAGAAGAUAUACUGUCAGCGGCGGAUGGUCCUAAAGCAUCCUCCAAAAGCAUUGAUGAUCCUUGCCAGAAUUCAGUUGUUCAUCGUCAAUGCCAGCCAUUAUCCACAGGUUCAGUGUUAUUAGCAAAUAUCAUACCAUGUUUGGUUGUAAAAAUAUUCUACCCAUUUGUUAUGCAUCGCAUCCCUUUUGGUGUACGACAUUUCUUCGUUGUUCUUCUUCAGAUAAGCAGCUUUUUGGUAGUUGCUUUUUCGCGAAAUAUUGUGAUGAGUUUAACUGGUGUUGCUUUAGCAAGCAUUGGAGCAGGUAUUGGAGAAGUUACGUUUCUUUCACUGACUACCUAUUUUCCCAAUAGUAUGGUGGGUACAUGGUCAUCUGGAACCGGUGGCGCUGGAAUUUUUGGUUCCUUUGCUUAUGCGAUGCUAACUGAUAUACAUAUGUUGGGAUUGACACCACGAAAUGCGCUAUUGCUUAUGCUCAUUGUUCCAUUUACGUUUGCUCUCACUUAUUGGAAAUUAUUACUAUUACCUGGGAAUAUACAUCGCGUAUCACUAUGUAAACCAUCAACAUAUUUAAUUACCUAUUCUACAUUGAACAGGCGAAGAAGAAGCGAUAUAAACAGUAGUGAUGAAACAGCACAACUGAUCAAUAGUUCUGAUGUUUCUAUUGGCGAAGUUGUUUCCAUCAAUGAGCAACAAAGUUUCAGUGAUAAACUGACAUUAGCCAAGCCUCUUAUUUUAAAAUAUAUGUUUCCACUUGCUUUAGUUUAUUUUGCGGAAUAUUUUAUUAAUCAAGGAUUGCUGGAAUUACUUGUAUAUGAUUGUGCACAUAGUUUUGGUAUUGGUCAUCAUGGACAGUAUCGUUGGUAUCAAGUACUUUAUCAGCUUGGAGUAUUUAUUUCACGCUCUUCCGUUGGGUUUGUUCAGCUACAAUCAUCCUUUAUACCUCUAAUUCCUAUUCUACAAACAAUAAAUGCUAUCUUUCUAUUUUGGGAUACGUUGAAAUCAUUCAUACCGCAUGUCAUUAUUGUAUUUAUUAUUGUUUUCUAUGAAGGAUUAUUAGGGGGAGCAGCUUAUGUUAACAUUUUCCGUUUGCUACAUAAGUCGAUUCCAAUAGAAGGAAGAGAAUUCAGUUUGGGUUUCGUUUCAAUGUCUGAUUCAUUUGGUAUUGUAUGUGCAGGUUUUUUAGCCAUACCAGCCCAUAAUUUCAUUUGUAGUAUGCCUGUUUAA